This is a messenger RNA of Nicotiana tabacum (common tobacco), 621 nucleotides long. Its product is annotated as E3 ubiquitin-protein ligase ATL23-like. NCBI's taxonomy places the organism in Eukaryota, Viridiplantae, Streptophyta, Magnoliopsida, Solanales, Solanaceae. The record is from RefSeq and is a predicted model, not a curated record.
AUCUUCGUCGUACGAAAUAUUCCAAUUAACAACAAUGCUUGUUUCGUGUUUCUCCCUCUGUUUCUUCCCUGUGUAGGAACGAGUGCCGUUUUCUUAGUCUACAUCUGUAUGCUAUGGUACGCCGCCAGCUACCAGUCCUCCUCCGACGCCGGUACAGGAAAUUACACAAAUGACCCUGCAAAGACGAACCAAGAAAAAGGUCUGUCCGCAGCUCGAUUAGAUAAACUUCCAAAAAUUACAGGGAAAGAAUUAGUAAUGAGCAAUGAUUGUGCGGUUGUACGGGUCAAAAUCAAAUUAGAGAAAUUCGACAUGCGGAGACAAUUGUCAUCAAAAGCGGUGUAUUUGGAUGAAAUAGAGAGCGAGCAAUAUGCUAUUGUUGUUCCAGGUUGUAACCAUGGAUUUCAUUUAGAAUGUGCUGAUACUUGGCUUUCCAAAAAUCCAGUCUGUCCUGUUUGUAGAACAAAACUUGAGCCUGACUUCUUUAAUCCUCCUGAAAACAACCCUUAUCUAGGCACAGAUCCCGGAGCAAGUGUACGCAGGGAAGUCAUAUCUGGUGGCCAAAGAACAAAUGGUGUAGGAGAUGGAGGAAUCGGCCUACAAGUGAUAUUCGAGAUGCUAUAA